UAUUAUUAUUAUUAUUUUUGAAAAUGGUGUUUAUAUAUGUGUAGAUAUAGUCUUAGGUUUCUGAAUGUUGGAUCUUGGCAGCCAUUAAAGCUAUGGAAGUAGGAGUUGAAGGAAUCAUAGUCUCGAAUCAUGGUGCUCGCCAGCUAGAUUUUGUUCCAGCCGCCAUUGAUGCUCUGGAAGAGGUGGUCCUUGCAGUUAAAGGACGAAUACCAGUGCUGUUUGAUGGAGGAAUAAGGCGAGGAACAGAUGUAUUCAAGGCUUUAGCUCUUGGUGCACAGGCUGUUAUGAUUGGGCGUCCAGUUAUUUAUGGGUUAGCAGCAAAGGGGGAGUAUGGAGUAAGAAGAGUGAUUGAGAUGUUGAAGGAUGAACUUGAGUUGACCAUGGCUCUUUCUGGGUGUCCCACUCUUACUCAUAUUACAAGGAACCAUGUCAAAACAGAGCUUGAUCAUCGCCAUUCUAGACUUUAGUAUAAGAAUAUCAGA
Messenger RNA from Lactuca virosa, 482 nucleotides. The record is from the annotation of a GenBank genome assembly. NCBI's taxonomy places the organism in Eukaryota, Viridiplantae, Streptophyta, Magnoliopsida, Asterales, Asteraceae.